Messenger RNA from Klebsormidium nitens, 1341 nucleotides. The record is from the annotation of a GenBank genome assembly. NCBI's taxonomy places the organism in Eukaryota, Viridiplantae, Streptophyta, Klebsormidiophyceae, Klebsormidiales, Klebsormidiaceae.
AUGACCAGUAUGAGGAGUACAGAUCACAACACUGCGGGAGUGCUCGCUUCAGUUGGUGAAUUCUGCAGCUAUUCCUGGCCUGUGUGGCCGACACAGCACGGGCAACGUGACGGCAUGGCGGUCACAGCAUUGGAGCGGCUGCACUGUGCGGGGAUAGGAGCCGCACGUGGGGCCCUCGCUACGGGGCAGUCUCGAGCAGCAGCGCUGCAAUGGGCCCCCACAGGCAGGGCCCGCUGGAACAGUACAGAUGUGGGAACAUGGGGUCCACACAGCUGCCAAACAAGUUGUAGAUGCGCCCAAGGUCAAGGGUCUGCAGACUUCUGGAGGCGACGCCGGGUUGCAGGAGGGGCGGGCCGGACAAGUGUGCGGGCACAGGCGACCCGGAAGCAAAGCGGGAAGGUGGCCCUGGUGGGCAAGAAACUGCAGCUGAAGCCACCCGCCCCGCGGCCAGAGCAGAAGGAAGCAGGAGAGCAAAAGGGGAAGCAAGAAAACAUUGCACAGCCGCCAAGCAAGGCCCGGGAAGAGGAGGCCAAUGCAACCCUGGUGCAGCCCAAACAAACAGAGAGGACGCAAGAGGGGGUUCAGCAGAAGGCCCAGCCAGCGAGUGAGCCAGUGACGAGCACAGCCGCUGCGGAGGGGGCAGCCCGAGAGCAGUCAGACGGGGUGGAGGCCAAGCCCACUGCGGCGCAGUCUGCGGAUGAGCAGGCUGCCGAACUGCAGGCGUUGCGCAAGGCUCUGCAGGGAGUGCCCGGUGGGGAGCCGGCGCGCAGCAGCUCCGCAUUUUACGCGGGGGUGCUCGAGGAGAUUGGGCUCAUCAACUGGCCGCCGCUGGGGCAGGUGGCCGGGACAACCGCGCUGGUGAUGGGCAUGCUGGUGGGGGCCGCCACUGCGCUCACCGUGCUCAACUAUGGCCUGUCCGAAGGGACGAAGGCUUUUUUCGAGGAUGGGCCCCUCCGAGACGCCGUGAAGGGCAGCCUCGGCUUUUGAUUGUCAUUUUUGAUUCGUUGAGUCAGAAUCCUUCCUGAGGCACAAGAGAAACAGUAGACUUUGACCGUCUGAUCUGGCUUUCCGAUGAGGCACUGUGUUGCCCUUGGACUACGAGACUGUCUGUCUCUGCAAAGUUGGGCCCCACUGUACAGUCAACCCAGCAGUUGCACGGUAUGUUCGUUUCAAGCAUGCUAUUUGAACGUGCGAAAAGGGCUAUGCAGCAUGGAGUUGCAAAGAAGGAUUUGCUUUGUGUUCAGAGAUCUACUUAAAUCCGCCGCUUGCUGUUGCUGCAAAUUUCGUGUGAUCAAAGAAUCUCUACACAUGAUGAACUGAGCCAUACUAACAGACCGGCCA